This is a messenger RNA of Chinchilla lanigera (long-tailed chinchilla), 1584 nucleotides long. RefSeq names its product claudin 22 (gene Cldn22). NCBI's taxonomy places the organism in Eukaryota, Metazoa, Chordata, Mammalia, Rodentia, Chinchillidae. Gene Ontology annotation, molecular function: structural molecule activity. The record is from RefSeq and is a predicted model, not a curated record. The transcript has a single exon. Gene Ontology annotation, cellular component: plasma membrane; bicellular tight junction. Gene Ontology annotation, biological process: bicellular tight junction assembly; cell adhesion. The coding region runs from base 605 to 1267 and encodes 220 amino acids.
UUAAAAAGAGGCCUGAGAGAAGGUCUAGAGAGAUUUCUGAUAAGAUUGAUUUAUUUGGUUAAGAAAUACUUUUCUUGAACCUAUUUUAAAAAAAGGUAACACCAGAAUUAUCAUAACAAAACACAUUGAAAUGUGAGAACUAUAACAAGAUGAAAAUCUGACAGGUACAAUUAGUAUGACAUAAAGCAGGAGGAGGUGAACCAAAACCUUCAAUUAAACAUUUUGGCAUUUACACUUCUUAAUUCUUUGACUUGUUAAAAUGGUUGGGGAACAACAUGAAAGCCAUUUAUAGCUUAACAAUGAAAGGAGGAUUAGUACUACUUAAUUUUAUUCCACUGACAAAGUGCCUUCUACAAAAUCCAGCCCAUAGGACAUGAACAUGAUCUUGGCCACACCUUGGCAUUACUGGUUUGCAGCAUUAUUUCCCUAUCCGUUCCUGAAACCUUUCUACAUGGGCUCAAACAAUAGCAACUCUGGCAAGAAUCCUCCUAUAUACACAGUGAAAAAAUAUCUCUGAGCUCUGCAAGUGAUAAAUCAAGUGUCACACUUCUUUUCGUAACACCUGAAGGGCAGAAGUCAGGUUGGCUAAAAUCCGGACUCUAUAAUGGCUUUAGUCUUUAGAACAGCAAUGCAAUCGGUUGGGCUUUUAUCCUCUCUGCUGGGAUGGGUUUUAUCCUGCCUUACAAACUACCUGCCAUACUGGAAGAACCUCAACCUGGACUUAAACGAAAUGGAAAACUGGACCAUGGGACUGUGGAAAACCUGCGUCAUCCAGGAAGAAGUGGGGAGGCAGUGCAAGGACUUUGAUUCCUUCCUGGCUUUGCCGGCUGAACUCAGGAUCUCCCGGAUUUUAAUGUUUCUGUCAAAUGCGCUGGGGUUUCUAGGCCUGCUGGUCUCAGGGCUUGGCCUGGACUGCCUGAGAAUUGGACAGAGACAGCAAGAUCUCAAGAGGCGGCUGCUAAUCCUGGGAGGAAUUCUGCUCUGGACCUCAGGAGUCACGGCCCUCAUCCCCGUCUCUUGGGUUGCCCACAUCACAGUCCAGGAGUUCUGGGACGAGACCAUCCCAGAGAUUGUCCCCAGGUGGGAGUUUGGGGAAGCCCUGUUUCUUGGCUGGUUUGCUGGGUUUUCUCUUCUGCUGGGAGGGUGUCUGCUUCACUUUGCAGUCUGUUCAGUCUCAGCUCCUGGAGCUUCGGGCCGCUACGCAGUGGCAGAAACACAAGAUCCCUGCCAACAGCUGGAAAUGAAACACACCACUCUGGAACUCUAGGCCAGCGGGAUCAGUGGUGUCGCUCUUCGGGAGACGCUUGUCAGCGCUGGAUUUGGCAGGCGCUCCCACUACAUAGUCACCCACUCACUGUGCUUUCAAUUGUCUAAAAUACCUUUUCUGCCCUGUGGCUGUUAGCUUCUUUAAAAAGUUCUUCUCUGAGAUUGGUAAGCCACUUUUAUUUUCUACCUGGAGACCGAAACCAAUCAAGACCUAACAGUAAUCACAUUCAUUACUGUACAUGGUUUUUUUUCCCCAUUUUAAAAUAGGCUCAGUGAUUACACAGAACUGGCAAAUAAAACAUUAUAUUAGUACUUGUA